AUGGCACAGACGACGGAGUAUGGAACGCCAUACACCCAAGACAAGGUCACUAAAGCCAAAGUUACACUGGAAAGCUUCUAUUCUAAUCUAUGGAUGCAGAAAGAAGAAAGGUUAACGAGACAAAAGAAGUUAGAAGAAGCAAUAUCAGGGCUGCCAGAAGAAGAUAAAAGGGAGAAAAGAACACAACAUGCUCAGAAAGAAACAGAAUUCCUCAGAUUAAAGAGGUCACGGCUAGGCUGCGAGGACUUUGAAUCGUUAAAGGUCAUAGGUCGCGGGGCCUUCGGUGAAGUGAGGCUAGUCCAAAAGAAAGACACCGGUCACAUCUACGCCAUGAAGAUAUUAAGAAAGUGUGAUAUGCAUGAGAAAGAACAGGUUGCCCAUGUACGAGCGGAGCGUGAUAUACUUGUAGAAGCUGAUAAUCCCUGGGUUGUCAAGAUGUAUUAUUCCUUCCAAGAUCCAUACAACUUAUACCUCAUAAUGGAGUUUCUUCCAGGGGGCGAUAUGAUGACGUUACUUAUGAAGCGAGAGACGUUAUCGGAGGAAGUCACUUUAUUCUACAUAGCUGAAACAAUAAUGGCCAUCAACUCUAUUCAUAAACUCAAUUUCAUUCAUAGAGAUAUCAAGCCAGAUAACCUUCUAUUAGAUGCAAGGGGACACAUAAAACUCUCAGAUUUUGGUCUUUGUACGGGUCUAAAGAAGUCACACAGAACAGAGUUCUAUAGAGACUUAUCACAAGCAAGACCGAGUGACUUUUCUGCUAGUUCGUGUAAACCUAUGGAUUCCAAGAGGCUAGCGGAGAGCUGGAAGAGAAACAGGAGAGCACUGGCAUAUUCAACGGUCGGCACGCCCGACUACAUCGCCCCCGAAGUAUUCCUCCAGACGGGCUACUCCCAUGUGUGUGAUUGGUGGUCGUUAGGCGUGGUCAUGUACGAGAUGCUGAUUGGCUACCCACCCUUCUGCUCCGAAACCCCUCAGGAAACGUACAGAAAGGUCAUGCACUGGAGAGAAACGCUCCAGUUCCCGGUCGAGAUUCCGAUAUCAAAUGAAGCCAAAAAUAUGAUCCAAAGAUUUUGUUGUGAAUCCGACAAGAGAAUUGGUAAGAAUGGUGUAGAGGAGAUCAAAUCCCAUGCAUUCUUUCAUGGUGUUGACUGGGAGCACAUCAGGGAACGACCGGCAGCCAUACCAAUAAACAUCAAGAGCUUCGAAGACACCUCCAACUUCGACGAGUUCCCUGAAAUCGAACUCAAGCCAAUUACACCACCACAAGCAACGGGCGAACACAUGAAAGACUGGGUCUUCAUUAACUACACAUUCAAGAGAUUUGAAGGGUUAACGCAACGAGGGAUGGGUCAACGCCAGUCAACCAGCCUCAUCAGGUGAAGACGAAAUGCCAUGGAAACAGAGCAAUCUUACUCCCCCCACCCCUCCCCUCCGUGCACCUGCAGGACAGAAUCUGAGGAGGUCACACUUGGAGAUAUUCUUCGCUUUAAUUCUCGCUACUGCAAUUUCUGUGACUAUAGCUUCACGAAACUUGCCAAAGCAAAGGCACAUCGAGUUGCAAUGCAGAUGAAGAGACCGAUACGUUUGAAACUCUAUUCAUAUUAGAAUUUAUUGAGGGAUUACUCAAUCCCCCUAGGCAAUAGUUAAUGAUAUUCAAUAUUGUCUCUGUACAUUUAAAGGCUACCACACACCUUUACGACUGGUCCACGAUCCGAUUUUGGAACAAAUUGCAUUUUGCUCAUUUUCUGAAAAUGUGAAUGAAAAGUAUCUUUUUAUUUGAGGUUCAAAUUAACUGAAAGAAUGCUAAUAUAACAGUUUGGAUGAUUGCAAGCCUUUAUUUUGGAGUAAAGGCCAAAUUAAUUUCAAAAUUGCAGCCAAUCGUACGAUUGCUAUGACGUCAUUGCGACUAGGUAUUAAAUUCACUUUUAUUCUGAUAAGGAUGAUAGCAUAGUCACAGAUUUGAACAUAGGUAUUUGUACGAUGGAUUAGAACAUUACACGGUAAGAUAUUCAUGUUUUAUUAUUAGCAUCAAAGUCUACAUUUAAUUCCAAAAUCGGGUCGCAGACUUAUCGUAAGGUGUGAGGAGGCAUGAAGUGAUAAAAUCUGUUUGAUUAGAACUCUACACCCUCCACUUCUGUCUCACUCCUUCUCUCCAGCUGUUUAAAAAUCUUCCAUGGUUCUUGCGUACUUUUCAAUAGUCACACAAUCUCUUUAAUAUGCUCACCAAACCGCUUCAUUGUCGAUCAGUGUUGCAAUAUCUUUGCUCUGGUUUUCAAAAAACAAAGUUCUUGCUUUAUUACGCUUCUUCCUGUAUAUUUGAAGUUGCUGCAGGGUUAUCGGUAAUUGUUAGGAAGGGUACUAUUAUUGAAGAAAUUGUUUUGGGGUUAUGUAAUCUUAAAACCUGGCUCACAUUCAGCAGCUUCUUUUUCUUGGUUUUGUUGAGUGAAAUUAAUAAUAAUAAUGAUAUAAAGCAUUUAUGAGGCGCCAAUUAUCUAUUUUCCUAUUUAAUGGCGCACUAUAUAUUACCCCGGCUUUAGCUCCAGCUGCUAAAGGUGCUUUGUGCAUUCAAGGAAUUAAUCCUGCCGGGUACCCAUUCACCUCGCCUGGGUUGAGUGCAGCACAAUGUGGGUAAAUAUCGUGCUAAAGGAAAACAUGCCAUGGCUGGGAUUCGAACCCUCGUCCCUCUGAUUGAAAGACGAGAGUCGUAACCACUAGACCACAAUGCCCCCACAAAUUAAAAUGGAUUGGAAAGAAAUGUUCUGUUUCAAGAUUGAAGGUUAUUAUCAAGAACUUUUCAUGAAAUGGAAGGGUACUGUGUACAGAAUGCAUUUAUAAGCGAUAGUGUAGGUACAAAGAGCAAAUCAUAAAUGGAAAAAAAUCCUAUAAACUUCUCUUGAUUUUGUGUCUUAUUCCGUUGAAAGAUGCAGUUUUAUUGUUUUUUCUUUUGUUAUAGCUUUUGCUGCCAUUGUCCGUAAAGUAGGAAUCUAGUCUUGAUAUGAAAAUGAUUUAUAUGAAAGCAGAAAACAUAGAAAUGUUGAAAGUUUGAAAGAAAUGGGACGAAGAAUAAGAAGUUCUGAAUAUUUUUAAUGAGAUCACUAAGACUAUGUAAAUCUCAAAUUGGCAAUUGGAUGAGUAAAUUGUGCUCAAGUUUUUUUAAGAACAGCUCUCCAUUUUGGCUUUACAUGCAGCCCCCCCCCCCCCAUCACCUUAAUUUUAGGGCAGUUAUCAAGGUAUAAGUUGUGCUCAAAAUUUACUGAACCCCACCACAAAAUACACUCCUUCAUGCUGAGUGUUGAAUGUAGACAAAAACACUACAAUGUUUGGCAAGCCCAGAGAAACAAACUCUACUGAAUGUAAUAUUUUAUUGCCUGACUUCACAAUUAAAUAUCUAAAACAUGGCAGAAGUUGAGCAUGUUAAAUAUAUUUGUUUUCUGGUGGGGUUCACUAACUUUGAUCACCACUGUAAAUAACAUAUUGUUCUAGUUCCUCAUGAAAUAGAAAUAUUCUGAGUAAAUCUUUUGUAAAACACCAGCAAAAAUCAUUUCAUUCAUUUUGUUUUCUUAUUGGAGCAACUGGAGUUUUCCUACUCUACAUGACAAUGACAUUGGGUGAUUUCAAGUCCGGUGUUGGCGUUAGUGUUAGUGUUGGAAUUUGGAUGGCUUCCCCUAGCUCCAAAAUCUUUUCUGAGUUUGUAAAACUGAUCCAGAUCACAUUAUUGACAUCUCAACAACCAGUGAGUGACUUUUCAGGACCAUCUUCAUUUUAUGUUUGGUGUUAUACUCAUGUAAAAAUUGACCUAACACCAACACCAAAAGGUCAACACUGAACUUGAAAUCACCCAUUAUGUAUUGGCCAGUUCAAUAUACCCUCAAUUAUAGUGAUAACAACUUCUAUGUUUUAAUAACUGUCUCAUAUUGCUUGUCUGAGUUUAUUCAAUAUUACUGAUUUGCUUUAGUUUACCAACUUGUCUACUAUCAUUUGGUCUACCAUCAGUUUGUCCACUAUCCAUAUGGUCUAAUUGCCAUUUCAUCCACUCAUCAUUUUGUCUAAUAACCAGUUGGUCCAAUAGCCUUUUAGUCCACAUACCAUUUGGUCUAAUUGGACUACGUGUUAAUUGGGUGAAAUGAAUUAAAAUAAAAUAGACCAACUGGUUAUGAGAAGAAAUGGUUAUAGACGAACUGGUGAUUAGACAAAGUGAUGAUUGGACCAAAUGGUUAUUGUUAGACGAAAUGUUGACGGGUGGAAUGGCAUUAGACUAAACGAAGGUAGACCAAGUGAUGAGUUGGCAAUAGACAAAUUGGAAAUUUACCUCUGCUUCAUUGUUUUGUCCUUUUCUAUUCUUCAAGAAGAACCUGCUAUUUCGAUUGAAUUCCACUGUACCUAAAUACAAAGACUUUUCUUUUUUAAUAUAUAACUCGUCCAAAGCUUAAGGAUUAGGUUUAUCUGAUACAAUUAAUAAAAAUAUAUCCAGGUUAAGAUUUUACUCACAAAUUAUAUCAAGAAAAAUAUAGACGAAAUAUAUAAGUAUUCAUUUUUGUAGCUAGGUAAUUUUUUUUUAGGCUGACUGUAACAUUAAUGUUAACCAUAAACUAUAAUUUUCAUGUGAUACAUUAUAUAAACUGUUUUUAUCUUCCUAUGUGUGGAUAUAUGUAUAUAUAUAUUUCUUGUGAGUAUAUAUAUGUUUAUGUAUUAUGUAGUGGAGUGCCUUGUGUUUGUAUAUAUAUAUUCAUCCACACUGUUUUAUUUAUGGAGAAUACACACAACACUGCUUCUAUACUAUGAGGUCAAAGUUCACAGGUCACAGGUCAAACUUUGUAAAGCGAAUGUAAUGAUAUUUAUUUUUGAAAUCGGAUUGUUUUAAUCUACAUCGAGGAUGUUUGCAGAUGAACAUGUAUAUUGUAGUUUUGAUAUUUGACCUGUGGUUACUAUUUUGACCUUUCACCUAUGACCCGCUGUUGCUAGGGUAAUGACCUGGAGGUCGUAUACGAGAUUGAUGUAACAUCUCGCUCUCCAGUGAAAUAGGAAUAAGAAGGCAGUUAAGUAGACUAAAUAAAAUUAUGAAGUGUAAACAAACAUUGGCACAGAUGCAGUUGGGGUGGGGAGUUGGUCGGAGGCAUUGAAGUGUCAUUGAUAAUUUAUCCUCAUUGCCCCCCAAUUUUUAUUUCCAAUCUUCACUUCGUCAAUACCAUACACAUCGAUUUAAAAAAAUUUUGCUUACAGCAUUCUGAAAAACAAAUACUGCUCUUUAUGUUGAAUGAGUUAAGAGAAAAAAAGUUCACACCUGAAGAAGGCUGACUAUUUUAAUUUCAGUUUUAUGUUGCCAAUUUAAUGAUCUAUUGUGUAUACAUGUGUAGCCCUCUUUGAACUCGUAAAAUGACAUUUUGAUUAGUGCAAAUAAAUAGGAUACAUUGUGCAUAA
This is a messenger RNA of Lytechinus pictus (painted urchin), 5418 nucleotides long. Its product is annotated as serine/threonine-protein kinase tricornered-like. NCBI's taxonomy places the organism in Eukaryota, Metazoa, Echinodermata, Echinoidea, Temnopleuroida, Toxopneustidae. The record is from RefSeq and is a predicted model, not a curated record. The transcript is spliced from 10 exons. Gene Ontology annotation, biological process: peptidyl-serine phosphorylation; intracellular signal transduction. The coding region runs from base 1 to 1380 and encodes 459 amino acids. Gene Ontology annotation, molecular function: protein serine/threonine kinase activity; ATP binding.